AUGUCGGCAACACACGCAGUGGCAGCCUCUGUCGCGGAAGCAGACCAUGUGAUCGAAUCUGGAAAUUACGAAAAUGGCAAGGAUAUGCUCAUGCAAAUCCUGCAUCGUGUAGCCUCGCCAGCUGACGAAGCCUUGCUGGCGGAACAGGAGCAAGCGCUAUUGCGACUGGGCCAGCUGCACCGUGACCACAAAGAUGCACAUGGCCUCGCAGGCACGGUCAUUGAGUCACGUCAGUUUAUGGCCUCGAUUGCUAAGGCCAAAACGGCCAAGUUGGUGCGCAUUUUGAUCGACUACUUCAACGAUAUUCCUAACAGCCGGGAUGUCCAGAUCCAAGUUACCAAGGAAAACGCCGAGUGGGCCAAGCAGGAAAAACGCAUAUUCCUAAAGCAGAACCUUGAAACUAAACUGAUUGGACAGCUCUAUGAAGCAAAGGCAUACCGUGAAGCAUUGCCUCUCAUUGCGCAGCUGCUAAGGGAGCUCAAAACAUUGGACGACAAAAUGAUCUUGACCGAGGUGCACCUUCUUGAGUCCAAGGUAAAUCAUGCAAUCUCAAAUUUCCCAAAAUCGAAAGCCGCACUCACCUCUGCUCGCACCUCUGCCAACUCGAUCUACUGCCCGCCGCUCAUGCAGGCACAACUAGAUAUGCAGAGUGGUGUUUUACAUGCGGACGACAAAGAUUUCAAAACCGCGGCGUCUUACUUCUAUGAGACUAUGGAAGGGUUCGACUCUGUUGAUGAUGCACGCGCGAUUCCUGCGCUUAAGUACAUGUUGCUGUGUAAGAUCAUGCUGAAUCAGCCAGAAGAAGUGUACUCGAUCCUUGAAGGCAAGAUUGCGAGCAAGUAUGCGAAACACCGUGAGAUCGAGGUGAUGAAGGCUGUAGCAGAGGCUCAGAGUCAUCGAUCUCUGGAAGAUUUUGAGCGCGCGCUGCAACAAUACAAGAGUGAGCUCUCGAGUGAUUUGAUCGUCCGGAACCACCUAUCAGCCUUGUAUGACAAGCUGCUAGAGCAGAACAUUCUGCGUGUGAUUGAACCAUACUCGCGCAUCGAACUGGCACAAAUAGCGAAGCUUGUGCGCCAGCCCGUUCGUGAAGUCGAGCAAAAACUGAGUCAGAUGAUUCUCGAUAAAGAGUUCAAGGGUGUGCUAGAUCAGGGUGCCGGUUGUCUCGUUGUAUUUGAAGAAACGGACGAUGAUGAGACAUAUGAGACCGCGCUCAGCACGCUUAAACAGAUUUCUCAUGUCGUCGACAGUCUAUACCAACAGGCCAACGAACUCACAUAG
Molecule: messenger RNA, 1278 nt
Organism: Malassezia restricta
Lineage: Eukaryota; Fungi; Basidiomycota; Malasseziomycetes; Malasseziales; Malasseziaceae
Product: 26S proteasome regulatory subunit N6
Exons: 3
Coding region: 1-1278 (425 amino acids)
Biological process (GO): ubiquitin-dependent protein catabolic process
Cellular component (GO): proteasome regulatory particle, lid subcomplex
Molecular function (GO): structural molecule activity
Source: RefSeq, a predicted model, not a curated record